UGCAUGUAAACUUAAUGUUGAACUAAUUUUCCUGCUCUAGUGUUUGACACCAGUGAUAUCUGAGCAGUCUGAGCCUCAUCUAUUUUUGUUUCAGCUUCUGGGUGGGGUUGGACUGCUUACAUUGCUGAAUGAUCGGACACAAACGUCGGUGUUAGAUGGUUGCUUAGAGCAUGUAUUAUCCUUUUUAUAAAUUAUGCAGAUUUGUUAUCAGCUGCUUAUUCACAAAUUUUCAUUUUGAUUUGGUCCAGUAACUUUCCUCAUUGAGAUUAGCGGAGCCAGGCUGAAAGUAAUUGCCGAGGAUGCAAAGCACCAGGACAUGAGCAGAGAAUCAAGCAACAUGGAGAUCCACAGUGUGGUUUCAUCCAGAGAAGGUAGGGCAGCUCCCAGAUUUUCUGUCAACACCAACGAGUCCCUUCGCUUUGAGCCCUGUGAAGACAGCCCUCCAUCUUCCACUGGUGCAGAUGAUGGUGAUAAUGAUGACGUGUUCAAUGAGGGGGGAACUCAGGUAGGGACCUUAGCGCAGCCUUUAUUCCCUGGCAUACGAGUCAAACAUUUUUAUGCGCUUUAAAUCACUUUAAAGGCAUCUUGGUCUAAAUAGCAGCAAAUAUAUGGUACCAGCAUCCAAUAAAUUGUGCAAUCAACACAAUUAGGAAUCAAUUGCAAGGAAAGAUUGCUGAAAUGGAAAACUUCGCCAGUCAUCUGGAGGAAAUCUUUCUCACAGUGGAGGAGAAUUUUGGGCGCCGGGAGCAGCACUUAGAGCAGCACUACAAUGACGUGCUACAGGCGCUGUCUCAGAGAUGUGACGACAGGUCGGCUGGACUGGAGGAGGAGAAGAAAAGUAAACUGGAAAGUCUGUACAAUCAGCUGCUGGCUUGUGGUCAGGCACUGGACGCCUCCAAGGAGCUCAUCGAGGCAGCUCAGGAAAUCCACCGCUACCAGGACAAGAGGAUUUUCCUGAAGGCUGUUAUGCCAGCCAUUAGAAGAAUUGAGGACUUUGCAAAAGAGGAAACUGACUUCACAUUAUCCACACAUCUUGAGUUCACCACACCUCUUGCUGACCUGUCGGAUGUCAAAACUAUGAUGGACUCCAUCAAUGUCGUUCCAGCUCCAUCUGCCCCAGUGAUCAACCCACAGAUGCCCAACUCUGCCACACAGACCUCCCUUCGUGUUUGCUGGAGCCUGUUCUCUGAUGAUACAGUGGAGUAUUACGAGCUUUACUACAGACCUGUGCUAGAGGACACACUUGCAGACAGCACCAGUGCACCACAUGUAAGCAAGGUGAAAGUGAAGGAGACCCACUGUACUGUGAUAGACCUGCUGCCCAAUGCCCAAUAUGAGCUUUGGGUGACUGCUACCAACACCACAGGCAUAAGUCCGGCUAGUGAGAAAGCCCUAUACAUGACAGUGCCAUCGACUCCCGUCAUCAAGCUCAGGGAGUGUAGCAGCUGUCCAGAGGCUGCCCUGGUCCGCUGGGAGUCAGGAAACACCAACCCAGUAGACUCUUACACUGUGGAGCUCAGUGCGAUAGGAACGGAUAGCUCCACGAGUGGUGUUACUGAGUCAAUAGUAGCUGUGCCCACCUGUCAGUGUCUGAUCCAGCUGCAGGCAGGACAGCGUUACCUAAUCUCUGUUAAAGCUGUCAACAUUGGGGGGCAAAGCGACAGGAGUGAAGUCUUGACCAUCUCUACAACAGGUACGCUGUUCUACCUGAUGGAGGAAACGGCCCAUCCUUGUCUGUCCAUGUCUGAAGAUGGCUUCACCAUGUUUUAUGGAGAUGAAGAAUUGCCCAUUAGUGCUAUGGCCUUAGAUGAGAAUACUUUCACCAGAUGUGUAGCUGUCUUGGGGGACCUGAUUCCAGUGCGAGGAAGACAUUACUGGGAAGUGGAGGUGGAUGAUGGAACAGAAUAUAGAAUUGGCGUUGCUUAUGAGGACACUGAGAGAAACUCGUACCUUGGAGCCAACAAUACCUCCUGGUGCAUGAUGCACAUUCUUAGUCCAUCCAGGCACAAAUAUGAAUUUCUGCACAACGGGUGGAGUCUCGACUUGAGAAUAACAGUGAAUCCAGUUAGAAUAGGAGUGGCACUGGACUACGACAGGGGGACUCUGUCCUUCUUCAACGUGGAUCUGGCGCAACAUCUACACACUUUUAACUGUCAUUUCCAAAACUAUGUCUACCCCUGCUUCAGUCUAGACAACCCAGGAGCUCUUACGGUACACAAUGGCAUAGAGGCCCCCAGAUACAUAUUUAUCUGAGAAUAAGCACCAGAUUUUGUAGUCUGUAUCUGUCAACCUCAGCAAUAUAAAAAAUGUCUAGGAUUCCAA
Molecule: messenger RNA, 2322 nt
Organism: Betta splendens (Siamese fighting fish)
Lineage: Eukaryota; Metazoa; Chordata; Actinopteri; Anabantiformes; Osphronemidae
Product: fibronectin type III and SPRY domain-containing protein 2
Exons: 13
Coding region: 679-2253 (524 amino acids)
Molecular function (GO): protein binding
Source: RefSeq, a predicted model, not a curated record